This is a messenger RNA of Ectocarpus siliculosus, 5032 nucleotides long. NCBI's taxonomy places the organism in Eukaryota, Phaeophyceae, Ectocarpales, Ectocarpaceae. The record is from the annotation of a GenBank genome assembly.
AUGAUGUUGUGUGUGGAUCAUUGUGCGGGAAGAUUAACACGACCCCUGGAGGAGCUUGGGAGCACGUGUAAGCAAAGUGUGGACAGCAGUAGCGCGGAGGUGGAGCAGGCAGCUGUGCAGCUCGUGUCCAGUCUACCAGAGGAAACAUUGUGCAAGGUUCUAGCCAAUCGUGAGCGGGUUCGCGAUUGGAUUCACGACUUCUUCUCGAGCCUCCCCAAGCUGUGCGACGACCCCAGCAACAUCGUCGCCGCCGCCGCUUUCUCGGCGAUCGAAGCACUGCUUCGGGAACACCCGUUGUGUGAAACGGCAGUGGACAAGGAAGUGCGGGGGUUCUGGGGUCUAGAGAGCGACGUCCAACCGGAAGGGAAGGGGGGAGUGAAGGAAGGCCGAGGAAGCAGAGGAACCCCCGGUGGCAUGUUUGGCGGACACAAGCAGGCGUUUCCGCUGCAGCACGUUGGCGAGAUCGUCCUCCGCUCCGCGCUCCCUCGGAUCCGGCGAUUGCUCCAUCGCCAGUCGCGGAUGGUGGUGGACGGGGAGCCUCAAACGGCGGCCCCGGCCAUGAGAGCGUGCGCCUCUGUCAUGGUCGCAGCUCUUCGUCUCUCCACGAGCCCUUCGGGGAAGCCGAUCGAAAACCCCCUGCUGCAAAACCCUACCUCGGUGGACUUCCUCGGCGUCAAGAAGAGUGCUCUCGGUAGCGGUCCCAGCGGCAACGACGCUGGCGCCGAAGGCUCGACGGGGAAGGAAGAGGAGAAGGACCUGGACGCCACCUUGCCGCCCAAGGAUCUUGCAGAGGAGUGGCUUCGCGCACGUCUGGGGGGCAUCCUGGAGGGGGGGAGGGGCGGAGACGCGCUGCUGGUGGAGACAGCGGCAUGGGCGACGCUGAGGGUGCUGCAUACGGUGGCGAUGGGGCCGCUGAGGGUGUCGUUCGCGCCGAGGGUCGCGGAGGCGUUUCUCAGGGUCCUCGUGGCCGGGAAGGCCGCCACACCGAAACACUUGUGGCCAUCGCUACACGCCGGGCACCAGGAGGUGGCCGCGGGCGCGGCGCUUGCCCUCCGACUGGCGUCCCCCUCCGCGACGGCGGCGCUCGCGCCGCACGUGCUAGCGGCCGCGGAGCGAGUGCCUCAGCCCAGGCAACGACUAGCCCUGCUGGCCGACGUGUUCUUCCUCCUGCUGGUUCGCCCGGGUAGGAACGGACGCGCCCCUUGCGUCGGUGGUGGUAGCGGUAGCGGCGGCGGCGAGAGGAAUGAUGACCGGCAAGGAGGGGAAGGGGGCACCGGGAGCAGCCGGACAGGCGCACCGAGAGAGGGGCCGAAAAUGCUGGCUUCGGUGCUUGAUGAAGAGUGGUUUGAGCAGCUGGUGUCGGAUUCACCCGGCAGGAGUGCGAGACGGCUGCUGUUCAGGGAGGAGGCUGUCGCGGUCCUUGUGACGACUUGCGCACAGGUUCUUGCAGCUGGAGUCGUCGCAGCUCUGUCUCCCGCCGCCGAGAAGGCUGCCGCCGUGGGCAUUGGCAACCUCGCACGAUCUUGCGACAGCAGAUGCCGGGCAACCGCAGCACGGUCGGAUACAAGCGAAGGACACAAGAACGGCUCCUCCGUUGGAAACGGGAACGCUAAUUUCGCUGCAAGUGUGUCGGCGGCGGCGGCAGCGAGGGCAGCGGCGGCGGCCAAGAAAGGGCGCUGGUCCGACCUGGAGACGUGGCUGGACUGCUCCCUAACGGCGCUCGAGGCUUUCACGCGGUGCGUCAACUGGAACUCGAAGACGGGGUACGUCGGCGGCCUCGCUUACGUGCGGCUCUUGUCUCUCGUCCUUCGGUUGCUGUGCCCGUUGACGGCCGCGCCGGCAGACAGCGGGGACGACAGGGAUUCCGCCAGCACCGCCGAUAGAGUUUUGUUGGGGGGUCGAUCCUACGGUGGCGACGGCAAAGGGGGGGUUGACGUAGGCGUAGCGCUUGACGACGACAGCACGGCCGGGGGGGGGCGGGGUAGGUUGGCGUGGGCCCGACAGAGGCUCGCUCACGUGGUGGACGACUUGAUGUGGAGGCUGCGGGAAGGGCUCCCAGGCAGGGACAUACGCCUACGUCUGCUGCAGGCAACUUGCACACAUGUGGGGCUAUCAGCAGUGGUCAGCGGAGAUGUCGGGGUGACCGAGGAUUCGGCGAACGAGCUAGUAUCUGUGCUCCAGGGUGAGCUGGGUGAGCUCGACGCGCAAGCCGGCUUCAGCACGCAGCCGCGUCCUGCUCGGGCGGCAACGAGUGGUGGCGAUGAACCCGGCGACGGCGAUGACGGUCACAGAGGAACAGACGCCCACGCGGGCCGCGGAGGAGGCUCCAGCGGCUCGCCGGCGGCGGGCGGCGGCGGCGGCGGCGGUGGCGGCGCUGCAGCCCCUCAGGGACAGGGGGGUGAUGACGGAGGCGCAGGGCGAGAAGCAGGUGGCGGUGGGCAGUGGGAAUCGAUUUCGUCCAUCUCUGGGCGGACAGGGAGCUUGACGGAUGUCAUGGCGCACGAGCUCGUGAUCGGCUGCCUCGUGAGGCUGGCGCUGGUGACGGAGGGAGAGACCGCCCACGAGGUCAUGUCUGUGUUGGAACACGAGCGGGGCAGGGCGCGCGCGAGGGAGAGGCUGGGUCGCGGGGCCGUCGGGCCCAUGGAGGAGAUUGUCGCGAAGGGUAUUCGAGCUCUCCAGUUGCUCGUCUUCCCAUCUACAAGCCCCAAGGUCGCAGAUGGUAGCCCGGAAGCGGUGCUGCUCAAGAGACUUGUGAGGACGAUGGACCUUGGAUGGCAUGCAGUCGUGCAACCCGACGAACGCGCUCUCACUGGCAGCAGCGCGGAGUUGUUCGACCACGAGGUGCAUGCCUUCCCCAACCUUCACCGCCGUCUUCGGAGGCUCCUUUGCGGAGGGAUCGGUGUCGAUACCGCGAGUACCGAUGAAAGACCUAGCACUGGCAGUGGCGAUUUUCCUGGAGACCUGGAGGCGGGAGCAGCGGCGGUGAUCACGCCGUUCGAAGCUCACGCCUGGGAGGAAGAAGCACCGCAAGCUCAGCUGAACGGCGGAAGCGACCCCGUCGUCGUGACCGCCUCUCACAUCGUCUAUCACGGUGACAGCGGUACCGGCGGCGGCGCUUGUGGCGCGACGGGGGGAGGGGGAAGGGCCCUCGGUCCCACGACACUGGCGGCGCUCGCGUUCGCUGGUGUAGAUGGGGAUGCCGCUUCGCCUGGGACCAUUCCUGGGCUUGUCGGAAAGGUUGCGAGCCGUGCCGUGACGCUUCGGAUUAGGGUCUUCAACGCGACGAACACCAGGCUACACGGGUUUUCCAUUCGGCUUAGCUUUGGGCAGGGCGGGGAGGCGGUGGGGAUGGGAGGGGGUGGGCGGGUGGAAAGCGCCGUCCAGGAGGUACUGAUGCCGUCUGCAGCUCAUACGCUAGAAGUACCGGUAACGCCACUGGACGUCCUGACAGACGUGAUCGUUCACGUCAGUGUUGUCUUCCCAGAUACGGAGCCUGAAUCGGAGUUUGAGUCAGAGGGAACCGCCGAGCUCCUCGGAGUUGAAAGUACGGAAAAGGGUAGAGGGGGCGAUAGCGGUGGUGGCGGCAGCAACGCGCUAUCGGGCUUUGGGCAAAACCAACCAAGCUUCGAUGGCGGUGCCGGUGACACAGGAGUGGACGGCGGCGGCAGCGGCUCGGUAACCGUGAUCCUGCAAGCCGGGAGUUAUCGCGUACCCGCGGAGGCAUUCUUGGGUCCUCCGGAGCGAGCCGCUGCCACUUGGGUUGGGUUUCAGAACGUUUGGUGCGGGUUGGCGUACGUCACGGCGAUUCCUGUGGAAUCUGCACGUCAUCUGCCGCGUGCGAUAACGGCGGCGGCAGGCCACGAACACGCGGCAAUGUCUUUGCGGACGGCGAGCGGGGUACGGCUCGCAAUGAUGCCGGUAUCAAGUAGAGGAGGAGGCGGUAGAGGCUGUGAUGAUGCGCGGUCGGCGGCGGCUGUGGAGUGCCCCGUCGGAAACACGGACUACGCGGUGUCGAGCGCGUGGGUGUUCCAGGCCUGGGACGGCACGCCAGUUCUCUGCGCCCUCACCGUGAUGAAGGCGCCCUUCUCCUUGCUCCAAGCAAGCGGCGGUGGGGGCAAGGGUAGAGGUGGGGGCGGGGAACAACCCUCCUGGUACGGCCGUCUUGAGAGGGCGGGAGUCUUCGCAACUGAUGCGGCUAACUUUAAGCCGCUAGCGCGAGUGCUGCGGGACCAGCAACGCGUGGAUACCACGCAGCCGGCGACCGCGCAGCCAGAAAGGGCCUAGUCGCACGCCGGAGGCGCCGGAGUUUUUUCCGGUUGGGUCACCCUGGAGGCGGGGCAUUCUCUUCUCCAAUGGCUGUUCGCUUUGCCGUUUCGAUAGCAACUUGUCAGGGGUUCCCGCCGCACUUGUUAUUGUUGAUAGAAAGGAGCAAGAAUUGUAAAAGGUAUCUGCUAUUAGAAUGGUUGGAGCCCGAAAUUUCAGGGAGGGCAUGCAUGGUGGUCGCGUCUGAGGGUGUUGGGAGGCGGGUGCAAUGCGCUCAGUGGUAGAUGCGCCUUGACGGCCAGUAUCAUCGGGUGUCUUCGCUGAAACUUGAUCGUGGCACUUAUCCUUCCUGGAAAACCUUCAGUUCGCAGAUGAUCGGGCCAUUAGUCUUGUUAUUUUACGCAAUAGUCUAGUUGUGUCUUGGUCCCGACAUGUUGUACUUUACUUCUCCGCUUCCGUUUUAGAAAUUUGUAGCACUGCUGUCCAUGGCGAAAGGCCAUCAGUAGCUCGUCAUUUCGAGAUCACUCGUUUUUCAUAGAUAUGAAUCACUAUUUUGGUCGAGUUUUUUGUUCGUAUGAUUGUCCGGCAAAUCCUCUUGAGGGUGAAUGAAACUUUGCGGAAUCCAACUUUGUUUUUGUAUCGGUCCAUGUUGUCCAUCCAGUUGUAGCACCGAGCGUAGCACCAACCAGCCUCAAAGUGCUUGGUAAUGGUGCUCGGGAAUGGGGUAAAUUAAAGAAUCCGAAUGGGUUAAAAGACUGCCCGCGGCCUU